GAAGAAGUCAACACAAAGUUAGAGGUUAAGUUCGGAAUGGAGUAACUCCGAAAAAGGUUUAGUUUAUUAAUGAUUAAUUAUAUUUAAAAAAAGUUAUAAGGACACAUCCUACUGGUAAAUAUAAUCUCUCAAAAUGGCAUUUUCUGUCCUAAAAAAUAUAAUUCGACCAACUCGAUGUUCUCAGUUAAAUAAAAUUUGUUCGAGAUGUUAUAGUUUAUGGGUACCAGAUUAUUUAGAGGCCUUGAGACCCAAAAUUCCACUUUAUCCAACUUUAAAUAUUCAAAUUAGGGGUUAUGAUUAUCCUAUUGUGGAAAAAUUUCAAGGAUUUAUCCACGAUUUGGUGACGGAAAUGGACAUGGAUGUUGAACACAGGUUAUUAUAA
Belonocnema kinseyi is the source of this 382-nucleotide messenger RNA. RefSeq lists its product as uncharacterized. Lineage: Eukaryota; Metazoa; Arthropoda; Insecta; Hymenoptera; Cynipidae. The record is from RefSeq and is a predicted model, not a curated record. Bases 134 to 382 code for a protein of 82 amino acids. The transcript has 3 exons.